Molecule: messenger RNA, 951 nt
Organism: Fonsecaea erecta
Lineage: Eukaryota; Fungi; Ascomycota; Eurotiomycetes; Chaetothyriales; Herpotrichiellaceae
Exons: 1
Coding region: 1-951 (316 amino acids)
Source: RefSeq, a predicted model, not a curated record
AUGGCAACUCGCGCUAUCCGUAUUGGCUUCGUGCCCGAGCACUACCUCCUCCCGCUGCACUUCAGCAGCAAGAACAACCUCUUCCCCUCGUCCCUCCAGAUCCACCUCGUGCCGUUCCCCUCGGGCACCGGCCACAUGAUAACUUCCCUUCGCUCCAAGGAGAUCGACCUCGCAAUUGGUCUCACGGAAGGCUGGGUCGCUGGGCUCCUGAAUCCUUCUGUUCAAGGCCAAUCGUUGCAAGAGAAAGGGUAUUCUAUUGUCGGGUCAUGGGUGUCUACUCCCCUUCGAUGGGCCAUCGUCACAGGGAGAAACCGAGACGAUAUCUCGUCGGUGGAUGAUCUGAAGCAACAUCGCCGAGUUGCCGUGAGUAGAAUGGGCAGUGGGAGUCACAUCAUGGCCUUUGUGCUGGCGCAGCAGGAAGGAUGGCUUCAUCACACCAAGGAUCAAAAGUCCGAGGGCCUGACACUGGUGCCGCUGGGACCUUUUAAGGAUCUCCGUGACGGAGUGACUGGGAACACUGCCGACUUCUUCAUGUGGGAGCAUUUCACUACGAAACCCUAUUUCCACGGGGACGGUACGCCCUUGAAGAAGAUUGGGGAGAUCUACACACCCUGGCCUAGCUGGCAUAUUGCCGCUUCCACUGACGCAUUUCCGGACCCGCCUUCCGAUGAGACUCUGAAGCAGGUGUUCGAUGCACUGGACAAGGGCAUCAAAAUGUUCAACGAGGAUCCUAGUGCGGGGAUCAAGAUGCUCGGGACGGGCGAGGCUGGUUGUCAUUAUUCUGAGGAGGACGGUAGGGAAUGGCUGAAGGACGUGAAGUUUGUGGAGUGGACGAGAGGAGUGGACGCAGGUGUGAUGGGAGGAGUAGUAGAUGUCCUCAAGACGGCCAAUGUCAUCAACCCUAGUGUAGAAAUUCGAGAGGGGGACGGAGUCAUAGGAAUUGCGAGGUAG